AUGUCAGCGUUGAUUAACUUCCUCUUGGGCACCGUAUGGCUGACCUUGGGCACUCAGAUCCAGACAGAGACACCAUUCAAACCGUUCCUCGAGCGUAACUACCAUGAUGAGGAAGAUCAACAUGAUGAUGUGGGCCAGAUCAUCUUUCGCCUCGACAGCGCGGUUGAACAGCUGGACACAGCGAUAUCACGGCUGAGCGUCCUCAGAUCAACCGCUGUACAAGCUCGGCUAGACCAUUCUAGACUUGUCUCGCCCCUUUUGCGCCUACCGACAGAGAUCAUGAGCGAGAUCUUUACCCGCUCACUCCCCGCUGUGGGCGUGUCAGAGUGGGAAUACAGAUACACCGUCAAACCUUGGACGAUUCGCAAAAGGGCGCAGCAUGCAAUCAAACUCGGCCAUGUGUGUAGACGCUGGCGCGAUGUCGCUCUGACCACACCUUGGCUCUGG
Coniophora puteana RWD-64-598 SS2 is the source of this 447-nucleotide messenger RNA. RefSeq lists its product as uncharacterized. The transcript has a single exon. Lineage: Eukaryota; Fungi; Basidiomycota; Agaricomycetes; Boletales; Coniophoraceae. The annotation marks the transcript as partial. The record is from RefSeq and is a predicted model, not a curated record.